Messenger RNA from Racocetra persica, 130 nucleotides. The record is from the annotation of a GenBank genome assembly. NCBI's taxonomy places the organism in Eukaryota, Fungi, Glomeromycota, Glomeromycetes, Diversisporales, Gigasporaceae.
UGUUUAUACAAUGCAAAUAUUGUUCAUCAUGAUCUUCAUGAAAAGAAUAUAUUAGUGCAUGAUGGUAAAUUAAUGAUUACAGAUUUUGGCAUAUCUAAAUCAUUAGAGAAUAACACCAAAUCUAUUUCUG